This is a messenger RNA of Aegilops tauschii subsp. strangulata, 5349 nucleotides long. Lineage: Eukaryota; Viridiplantae; Streptophyta; Magnoliopsida; Poales; Poaceae. The record is from RefSeq and is a predicted model, not a curated record.
GCAACCACCAUAGCCCAUGCCCAGCACGCCCAAUGUCUUUUGCCGGUGAUGGAUACCCACAACUAGUGUACGUCCAAUCUCCACUCGCAGCUUGUUCUCCAACGCAACAACCGGCCCAUUCCCCAUGCGCGGCCGCCUAUAAUUCCCCCCCACCCCCACCCCCGCCGAACAGGGCCGUCUACUGUUUGAGGCACCCACACAGUGAACUACGUCGGCGGUGAGGGAAGCUAGGCCCUGACCCCCGACGCCUGCAUGCGCAAACUGGUGGUGCGCCAUGCUGCAAUCGCCUACUUCGGAGCUGCAACCAUCUGUCCAGUGUGCUGGAACUAGUACUGGUGAAUGUGAACGGGCGUCCGGGGUUGCCGUGGUGGACGGUGGGCUGCAACGACGGCGAAUCGACGGCAACUGCGUCGUGCAACGCCGCGGUGCUACAACCCGUGGUUACAAAUGCUGGAACCGCGGCUUCCAGAUGCUGGAACCACGGCAGCAAAUGUUGGAAGCCCGCAGCUGCCAAUGGUGACCAUGUGGGGGCGCGAGGUGCUGCAACCUGUUUGCCAGAUGCUGCAACCACGACGAACAUUUGCUGCAACCGGGGCAGCCUAGAGCUGGAACCGGCAUCGAUAAUUUUUACAUGUCAUGCGAUGUGUUCGAACCCGACGCGCCUUGGCCGCUGACGGCAACCUUUUUUGUUGGAACCAGUAUGUGUUUUUGCUUAAACUAGCUAGUUGUUUUGCUACAAUCAUCCAUCGAGAGUUUUUUCUGCUGACUUUGGUUUGCUGGAAGCAGCUUUAUUUUUUGCUGGAACCUAGUACAUUUUUGCUUCAACCGAUAAAUGAAAGAUUUUUGUUGCUUUCAGAUUUUUGUUGCUGGGCACUUUUACCCGCGGUGAGCCAGAGACGCAGAGAUGCUGCAACCAGCCACCCGAGUGCUACCACAGGCAUCACUAGAAGCUGGAUCCAGCAAUUUGUUUUGCUACAACCAUCUUUUUUUUACUGGAAACAACUUCUAAUUUUGCUUCCAUCAUGUUCAGUUUUUGCUGGAUCUAGCUAUUGUUUCUGCUUCCACCAUGUUCUGUUUUUUCUGGAACAAAGCGCACAAGAUUUUUGCUACCAUCGGCUCUUUGCUCGACCGCCGUCGUCAUUGAUGCUGCAACCGGUGAUCUGCAGCGCCGGCGAGGAAUGGCCUUUUGUUUUUGCGGUCGGCGCACAUGAGCUUAACAUGGAUGCAACAAGGAGCGAUGAAAAAGUUGGGAGCCGGCGGCGACAUCGAUCGGUGGCCAACAGCGACGAGGGCGUCCGGCAGCGGCGACUGGCGACAAGGGCGGCCGGCAGCAGCGACCGGGGGUGAGGGCAGCGACAGGCGAGCGCACCAGGUGGUGCUUCGAGAUGGCGUCCCGAUGGAAGUUUUUUUUCUAAAAGACCAAGGCGCCUGAUGGCAGAAGAGGGGGGAAUUUCCUAUUCGACGCUCUCUGCGUCGAAAUGUCGAGGUAACGCACACAGCGACGAUACUAACCGAACGAAUGGGCCGGCCCAUCUAUAUAUAGCUAACGAGAAGAUCGCAUCUGGUUUUAGGAACUUUCUGGAAGGUUCCAGCCCAUGUUUCUAAUGGUUUUGGGAUUCUUCUAGCAGGUUCCUGAACCGAUUUUUGGACUGGUUUUCACGUUCCUUUUUAUUAUUAUUAUUUUUCGUUUUUCUUUUCCUUUUCUGUUUCUAUUCUUUUUUUCCUUUUCUGUUUCUAUAUUCUUUUUUUGUUUUUGUUUUAUUUUCUUUAUGAUUUUGUUCAAAAUUUCAGAACAUUUCAAAAUUUGUUCAAGAACUUCCAAAAAAUGAUUUCAUCUCAAAGAACGUUCACAAAUUUUGAAAAAUUGUUCGCAAUUUUUUUCGAAAAAUGUUAAUGUUUUCGAAUUUUGUUUGCGAGUUUCAAAAAAUGUUCCUAUUUCAAACUUUGUUAGCAAUUUUCAAGAUUUUAUUAUAUUUUUCAAUUUUUGUUCAGGAGUUUCAAAAAUUGUUCGCGAAUUUCCAAUAAUGUUCGUGUUUUAAUUUUUGUGGAGAGUUCCAAAAAAUGUUCAUAAUUUUUAAAAAAUGUUCGUGUUUCCAAAAAAAUUUGGGAGUUUAAUUUUUUUCCCAUUUUAAGAAAAAUGUUUGCUUAUCCAAAAAAUUUGUUUGGAAUUUGGAAAAUGUUUCAGUUUUCGAAAAAAAUAAUUUUCAAAAAAUGUUCUAGUUUUCAGAAAGUGUUCAUGUUUCCAAAUAUUGUUCUUCUCAAAUUUGUUCUACAGAUUCAGAAAAUGUUCCCGUUUUCAUUUUUUUCGUGUUUCCAAAAAUUGUUCCUGUUUUCGAAAGUUGUUCGCAAAUUUCAUAAAAUGUUUCUGUUUCCAAAAAAAAUUCACGUUUUUAAAUUUGUUCUGCAGUUUCAAAAAAUCUACGUGUGUUAAAUGUUUUUGGUAUUUCCGAAAUUGUUCUUGUUUUAGAAAUUGUUUGCAAAUUUCAUUAUUUUACUUUUUUCUAUUUUUUCUGGAAUUUUGAGCAAAAAAUGGAAAACACGAAAAAAGGAAAAAAAAUUGGAUCUUCGUUGUUUUUGGUUCUUACAAUGUUGCGCUAUAAAUGUAGAAUUUUUGUCCAAUAGGACCGGCUACUGAGUCGAAUUGACGAAAAAGACUACCUUCGAAAACAAUUGACAGAAGAGACCGGCUCGGCCGUGACGGCAGGCGCGCCAGCCGACACAUGGCACCUGCCCUGCCGGCAGCAAGCGGCAACCUUGGAAUUACUGGAAACCGGGCAAGGCUAGCUGCUGCAAUGGAACAACAUGUGUUUGAUGGGCCCUGCCGCCACACACCGUGGCGGCAAGUCUCCAGCAGUAGCUGCUCUUUGUUCUUCCUGUGUUGUUAGCAAGUGUGAAAUAGGCAUGUUUGACUGAGAUUUGAAUCAAUUUAAAAGUCGAUUUUGAAGAUGCUACAGUUGAAGAAAAGAUAGAUCAAGGUAAGAUGUUUCCAUUUUUGUGUUUUCCGCUCACAUUCACGGUGGUUUUGUACUGUAUGAUUAGUCUCUAACUUUGUAUUCUUUGCUGUAUUUGGCAUUUGAUAAUAAUUUUUUGUAGUGUUUUGGAGCAUUUGGAAAGUACAAAACGUUCGUGUAUGUAAGCGAAAAACAUAAAAAUGGAUAGAUCUUAACAUACACGAACGUUUUGUACAUACACAAACGUUCAUAUGAGUGCCUGCUGUGCAGCUAAUUUUCCAUGAACGUUUGGGGUUUAGGGUUUAGGGUUCUGUACAUACAUGAACGUUCAUAUGAGUGCAGACGGCAAAGUUUCUGAUUCCUGUAGUAACGGUAACAGUUACUGACUGUAAAUCUAUUUUGGCUCGUGAUAUUGAAAAUAGAGUAUUGUCAGUGGUUCCAACUACUGUUCUCUUAGAUACUCACAUGGAAAAGCUUUUCUUAAUUCUAGAUCCCAUUGCCGAUGCGGUUCCUUGGCCAAUCUCGAGAGUGGAUAGUUCUAAAUGUUAACAACUUCCUUUCCCGAUGUCUACUUACAGUUUCAUAUUUUGCCAUCAUACUUAAAAGGUUGCACGAUAUUUUGCGGGACUAGACUCUCCAACAUUAUUUGGGUGACAAAGCAUGGGGCAUGAUACUCUCAAUGUUGGCCACAAAAUCAAGCCUGUAAUGCUCCUUCUUUCCUGACUUGCAGUUACACAAGCACUGCGCUUUGAAUUUCUAAGGGCACACACACACACGAUGCAAAGUGUAUUCAAGUGAGUCUCAAAAUAGAGUAGAUCUAGUGAUGAUGAUUUUUUUACAACUCAUUCUCUCAAAUGAAAAGUCCCUCUACAUAUGCUUCAUGGAAAAUUAGCUGCACAACAGGCACUCAUAUGAACAUUUGUGUUCUCAAAUGCAAUAGGCAUUUUCUCUAACAUACACGAACGUUUUGUAUAUACACGCAGCACGCAGCCAGGUUCCUCCCGAAGAGGGGAGUAUCGUGUGGCUGCGUGCUGGUACGACCGGCCCAAAGUUGGGCCGGCGCGCCCGCUCGUAGUAGUGUCUUUUUGGAAGGAAAAAAUAUUUUUGUUCGCUGAGAGAAACUAAUAACUCGGAGAAACUCGACCCUGCCUUAACCAUAGCCUGUACAGAUCGCAACGCCAACCGCCGACCCGAGAGGCCGAUCAGAAUUGGAGACCCCAAGCCAAUCUCCGCCUCCCCCUAAACCGAAAGAAAAACAAUGUCCGCCAUGCCGCGCCUGGAGACGCAGACGAAGCCCGGCGUCCCUUCGGUAGCUGGCUGCGGUGCGGCCGCCUCCCGCGGCCGACGUCGCCACCGAUCUCCUAGUCCCCCUCUCCAUCGCCACAACGAAGCUGAUGGCGCAGACCAUGGGGUAUCAAAUUUAAGCGAAUCGGAGGGUUCCAGGACCGACAGCAGGCACCGACGCCGCCGUAAGGGACGUGGACGCAGCAGUAGUGGCAAGAGAAGCCGUCGCGGUCGAUCGCGUGGCAGCAGUAGCGACAGCGAUGUUGACUCGGAGACCUCCUACGAGAGCAGGAAGAGAUCAAGGAGAAGCAGCAACAAUCGCUCGAGUGGGAAGAAAAUCAAGGGAUCCGAUUUCGGCGGCUCCGGUAAACACGGCCGCGCCGCCAAGGGCAAUGCCAAGGCCGGCGAUGAGAAGAAGGACGCGAUCGAGUUUAAGAAUAUGUCCGCGUCGAGGAAGCAGCAGCCGGCUCCGGACGACGUCCCGGGGCCGCUACCGUUGCCCCGCGUCGACGUCGAUGUCCAGGUCAAGUACGGCGGCGCGCUCCGGCCGGGGGAGGGCGACGCCAUGGCGCAGUUCGUGCAGCAGGGGAAGCGGAUCCCGCGGCGCGGCGAGGUGGGCCUGUCCGCCGAGGAGAUCCAGAGGUUCGAGGAGGCCGGGUACGUGAUGAGCUGGAGCAGGCACUCGAGGAUCACCGCCGUGCGCCUCCGGAAGGAGAACCAGGUGUACAGCGCCGAGGAGAAGCGCGCGCUCGCGACCUUCAACUACGAGCAGAGGGCGAUGCGGGAGAGCAAGGUCAGGGACAACCUCAGGCGCCUCGUGGACAAGACGCUCGGCAAACUCGCCGAGACAGAGCAUGACCCCUUCGCCAUGCCUCCUUCACGUUAGGUAGCAAUCGAGUAGCAACAAUUUGGUCGACUUCAAUCAAAUUCAAAAAUAAAAACAAUUUGAUUGACUUCGCUGCACAUCUUGGCCUUAAACGUAGUAUCUGUAAAGUCUGCAUUAUGUCAUACAUGCUUUUAGUGUCUGCAUAAAUCAUCGUCAGGUAUUGAGCAUCUUUGUUUCAGUGUUUGGUGCAUAACAUAGCUUCACGUUCGUUGGUUGGUGAAUUACCAU